Brugia malayi is the source of this 1101-nucleotide messenger RNA. It is a transcript of the gene Bma-dhps-1, whose product is annotated as deoxyhypusine synthase, putative. Lineage: Eukaryota; Metazoa; Nematoda; Chromadorea; Rhabditida; Onchocercidae. The transcript has 6 exons. The coding region runs from base 1 to 1101 and encodes 366 amino acids. Gene Ontology annotation, cellular component: cytoplasm. Gene Ontology annotation, biological process: peptidyl-hypusine biosynthetic process. The record is from RefSeq and is a predicted model, not a curated record. Gene Ontology annotation, molecular function: deoxyhypusine synthase activity.
AUGGAUAACGGUAACUGUAAAUUUGAUGUUCAUAUAGCGGAAAUGUCUGUUCUGAAGAAGUCAUCUACGAUGCCCGCAGAUUCUACCAUUAUUAAAGGCUAUGAUUUUAAUGAAGGGAUUAAUUAUGAUGCUUUAUUGGACCAGUACAUGUCUACUGGUUUUCAAGCAUCACAUUUUGCUCAAGCUGUACAGCAAAUAAAUACAAUGUUAACAAUACGUGAAGAACAGUUUGAAGGUGAUCAUACAUUGCCGUAUCCAGAAGGGAAACAAAAAAGAGCAUGUACAAUAUUUCUUGGCUAUACAAGUAAUCUGGUCACUUCUGGUGUUCGAGAAAAUAUCCGAUACUUAGUUGAACAUGAUUUGGUGGAUUGCAUUGUAACGAGUGCUGGUGGUGUCGAAGAGGAUUUAAUCAAAUGUCUUGCACCCUCAUAUUUGGGUGCAUUUGAUCUUGAUGGGAAGACUUUACGUCACAAUGGAUUGAACAGAGCUGGUAAUAUUAUCAUACCGAACAAUAACUAUUGUCAAUUUGAGGAUUGGUUAAUGCCUAUCCUAGAUAGCUGUGAAUUGGAACAAAAAAAUAAUGAUUUCUCGUGGACUCCAUCGAAAUUGAUCGACAGGCUAGGUGCUGAAAUCAAUGAUAAACGAUCAAUUUGCUACUGGGCUCAUCGAAAUCGAAUUCCUGUUUUCAGUCCUGCAUUAACUGAUGGUUCAAUUGGUGAUAUGCUAUAUUUUCAUUCAUUCAGAAAUGGUGGAAUUAAGUUAGACAUCGUAGAGGACUUGCGUCAUAUCAAUACAAUGGCUGUACGAUCAAAUCGUACUGGCGUAAUACUUCUUGGUGGUGGUGUUAUGAAACAUCAUAUCAAUAAUGCUAAUCUUAUGCGAAAUGGUUCUGAUUAUGCGGUAUAUGUGAAUACUGGCCAGGAAUUUGAUGGAAGUGAUUCAGGUGCUCGUCCGGAUGAAGCUGUAAGUUGGGGUAAAGUCAGAAGUGAUUGUAGACCAGUCAAAAUAUACGCUGAUGCAACACUUGUUUUUCCGCUCUUAGUUGCAAAGACAUUUGCUCGCCACGUUCAGCAAAAGCAUUCGGAACUGCAAGAAGCAUGA